CCUCCCCAUUUGUGUUAGCCGCUUGUAGAACCAGGCUUUGUUCCCCUUCCUGGGGUAGUCUAAUAGGAUCCAUUUUCGAGAUUGAAACAAACUAAGACGAUGCCUAGAGGGGGAGGAGACCCACUGGUGGUUGGACGAGUAAUAGGGGAUGUUUUGGACCAGUUCACCAGGUCCCUAAGCCUUAGCGCGACCUAUGGUAGCAGAGAAGUGAGCAAUGGUUGUGAGUUUCGACCCUCUCAGGUUGUGAAUCAGCCUAGGGUUGAGAUUGGAGGUGACGAUCUUCGCACCUUCUAUACUCUGGUGAUGGUGGACCCUGAUGCUCCAAGUCCCAGCGAUCCAAACCUUAGGGAAUACUUGCACUGGUUGGUCACUGACAUUCCAGCCACCACGGGAGCAUCGUUUGGCCAAGAAGUUGUGUGCUAUGAGAGUCCACGGCCAUCAAUGGGAAUCCACCGCUUCAUAUUCGUGCUUUUCCGGCAGCUUGGGCGGCAGACGGUCUAUCCACCCGGGUGGCGCCAGAACUUCAACACCAGGGACUUUGCUGAACUUUACAAUCUAGGCUCGCCUGUUGCAGCAGUUUACUACAACUGCCAGAGGGAGAGUGGUUCGGGAGGCAGAAGACGAUAACAGAACCCCCAAUGAUGCAGAUACCAUCACAAUGAUGAUAAGAUCAGCUAUAUCUAAGUCAGCUGGUACUCCCCCUCCUGUGUGUUGUUGGUAUGCAGAAACACCAAAAGUUGAAGAUGGUCCAGAUAGGAGUCUACACCCUUGAGCUAGCCCAUUUUUAAACUUUGGUUGGAAAAAUUGGUGUGUAAAACUCAUUAUUAUGUCUUUGAAUUAGAAAUAAUUGUUAUGGGUUUUAGUAGUACGUGUAUGGCUAUUGUCUUCAGUUUCUUCUUUU
Molecule: messenger RNA, 901 nt
Organism: Coffea eugenioides
Lineage: Eukaryota; Viridiplantae; Streptophyta; Magnoliopsida; Gentianales; Rubiaceae
Product: protein HEADING DATE 3A-like
Exons: 5
Coding region: 100-627 (175 amino acids)
Source: RefSeq, a predicted model, not a curated record